This is a messenger RNA of Orbilia oligospora ATCC 24927, 1245 nucleotides long. RefSeq lists its product as uncharacterized. Gene Ontology annotation, cellular component: mitochondrion. The record is from RefSeq and is a predicted model, not a curated record. NCBI's taxonomy places the organism in Eukaryota, Fungi, Ascomycota, Orbiliomycetes, Orbiliales, Orbiliaceae. The transcript is spliced from 3 exons. The coding region runs from base 1 to 1245 and encodes 414 amino acids. Gene Ontology annotation, molecular function: protein-arginine omega-N symmetric methyltransferase activity.
AUGCUAGUACGGGACUAUAUCGAUGACGCACUCUAUAACCCCCACUAUGGCUACUUCUCUAAAGAGGCCGUGAUCUUCAACACCGAUAAACCCUUCAAAUUCCCCCAAAUCCGUGACGAAACCGCCUUCCACAAGGAUUUCACCCAACAAUACAAAGAAUUCGAAGAUAAACUCGAUGCUGAAACUCCCAACAAUCUUCGACAGCUGUGGCAUACCCCGACGGAGCUAUUCCGUCCUUACUACGGAGAGGCUAUUGCUCGAUAUCUCUACGAAAACUACGUUAUAGAUCUAUACCCGGAGUACGACCUUAUAGUUUACGAAAUGGGUGCUGGAAACGGUACUCUGAUGGUCAAUAUCCUCGAUUGGUUGCGCGAUAACGUUCCAGAUGUGUACAUCCGCACCCAAUUCAAGAUCAUCGAGAUCAGUAAACGGAUGGUACAGCAGCAACUUAAAUCUGUCGAAAGAUCAGGCCAUUUGGAACACGUGGAGGUUAUUCACAGUAGCAUGUUCGAUUUCAGCACUUACGUGGCAAACCCCUGCUACUUCCUGGCGUUGGAGGUUUUUGAUAAUUUUGCGCAUGAUAUGGUGCGCUAUGAUUUACAGACACAGCAACCUCUACAAGGGUACCUGAUGAUUGAUCAAGAGGGCGAGUUCCAUGAAUUCUACACACCGGACUUGGACCCCCGGACAAAACGGUACCUGGAUCUCCGUCGCAAAAUCGAUAACCCGGAACACGACAAGAUGUUCAGCAAUGUAAUCGCCAAGUCAUUCAAGGAUACGAUUCGGAAUAGCAGUGCAUGGAAUAGGCUGAAGUGGGGGUUAAAAAACCGAAUCUGGUUUCAGGAGAAUUUAACAGCGCCAGAGUUUAUCCCGACGAGAGCGAUGGAGUUUUUGGAAUUAUUAAAUUCGAGAUUUCCUCAUCAUCGAUUAUUGAUGAGUGAUUUUGACUACCUGCCUGAUACGGUGGAAGGAAUGAAUGCGCCAGUAGUACAAACUAGGUACAAGAGGGAGACUAUUGCAGUCUCACAGUUAUUCGUACACCAAGGAUACUUCGAUAUCCUAUUCCCGACAGACUUCGUCGAAAUAGCAAAGAUGUACGAAUUGCUAUCCGGGAAGUUUGCGAGAGUAGAGACACAUGAGAAGUUCAUGAGGAGCUGGGCAGAGCUCAGCGAUACCACGACAAAAUCAAAGGAAAACCCUUUGUUGACGUGGUAUAAGAAUGCUUCAGUGAUGUACACACAUUAA